GCACCAAGGGUUUCACUUUGUUUCAUUGAUCAAAGUGACAAAGCUGUCACAUGGGACUGUGUAAGUUGAGGGUUUUAGGGAUAUUAACUUUAGGCAAACCUGUCUUCAAGCAGCCGUUAAAAUGGUGACAGGACAGGUGACAGGUCACUCUAUGAUAGGUAGAGUAACUACAUAUAACUUAAGCAAGCCAUGUGUGUCGACGCAUAUUAUCUCAAAUCCUCAAUCUGUGUGCAACUGUGUACAUUGUGACUGUUUCCUUUAGUUUGAUGUACAGCAUUGGCACUAUUUUACCAGCAACUGAGAGCCGUAAUGUCGAGUACAAAACUGGGGGAGGAAACUACCCUCUUAAAGUCUUACCAUCGCAUAUCCAGAAGUAUGGCUCGGCGUUUCUAAAUUCAGAUGGGGGAACUUUGUAUGUUGGAAUAAGUGAUGAUGGAAGAGUGGUUGGUCUGAGAUUGACACAUCCUGACCGACAACUAGUGUCUGGAAUGAUCAUCAAUGAAUUUAACCACUUCACUCCUCCAGUUGGCGGUGAUUUAUACAUGAUAAAUUUUGUACCGUGUAACAGAAACGAUCAUUUUGUCAUCGAAAUCCAUGUAAAAGCUGGUGUACCUUCCGAAAUAUAUGCCGAUAGGGAAAAUAAGAUGUGGAUAAGAAGGGAUGGCUCAGUUCAAGGUCCUCUCUGGCCCAGGGAGAUCCGUGAGAUUGUCACCACCAAGUUCAUGAAGGAGCUGGCUGAUUCCUCUAAGACUGGUAAGACCAGCUCAACUCGACCACUGGUUGCACUCUCAACUGCUACCCCUGUAACACAGCACCACCAGAGAAUGACAUAAAUCACCUCAGACAUUCACUACAACACUCUGCUGACUAUUUAUCUUUAUCUUGUGAUUUAUGGCACUUCAAUUUAUCCAUCCUGUUUGUAUUUGGUAUUAUACUCAUUAGGUACUUUGCGGUCAUUUUUAGCA
Geodia barretti is the source of this 965-nucleotide messenger RNA. NCBI's taxonomy places the organism in Eukaryota, Metazoa, Porifera, Demospongiae, Tetractinellida, Geodiidae. The record is from the annotation of a GenBank genome assembly.